AUGGCGGUUCCGUCGGGGCAGCAGCUGGCCAAGGUGACAGCUAGCAUCGACAUGCUCGAGCAACAGCUGCGGAGUUUGGCAGACAUGGCUGGAAGCUUGGAGCCCUCAGAUGCGAAGGAAUCCACCAGGGAGGUUAUGCACAGUCUUUCUGCACUGGAGCAUGAUCUGGAAGCUGCGAGGGAAGGCUCUGGUGGAGCAGAUCCCGAGCAGUGUCAAAAGCUGCAGAAGCGGAUCGCAGAUGCCACCACGAAGGCAUCGAGGUUGCGAGCGACAGCUUCGAACAAGCAUGCCCAGACGAUGGAGCCCGUGCGAACUGAAGUGGCGCAAGCCGUCCUUGCUCGCCUCUCUAAGCGAAAGGACGAGGACGUUGAUGUCUUUGCCAUCGCGGAUCAAGACAAGGAUGGCUUUGUCUCACGCAGUGAGUUCCAGAACUUCGUGAACGAUUGCCCUGGAAACUUUUCCAGGGAUCAGCUUAACAAGCUAUUUGACUAUUUGGACGACUCUCGCAUGGGCAGCCUUGAACGAGAUGAUUUCAUGCGUUGCACGAUCGUUUUCUAUCGUGUUUCACGGCCAAGUGUUGAUCUUGUGCAGACCAUGGGUGUGGCACAGGGCAAACUGGUACGAAAACUUGAUGUGAACGAAAUUCUGGAGUUGCUAGAGGGCCCAAUCAAAGAGAUCAACAAAGUUGUUCGGGUGAAGUGCCGCGCAAUGAAAGAUGGCGCUGUCGGCUGGGCGACAGCAACUGGAAGCAAUGGCGUUGUGUUUGUAGAGCAGAAGCGAGUCCACUUUCAGGUGAAGAGCCCCACAACCUUGACAGAUGUGUUGUCAGCCAAAGCUUGCACCACUGUUCGGCAGCUGAAAGAGGGCGAGCUGCUGGAAGUGUUGGUUUGGGAGAGAACUGAUCCUACAACAAGUCUCAGACGAUUAAAGGGGCGGGCCCUGCGUGACGGUGCCGUUGGUUGGGCCACAAUCGAAGGCAACAAAGGCACAAUGCACCUGACCAUGGCGCUCGGCAUGCUACUUGGUAUGCCUGUCAAUUCAUUACAGGCGACAUCGAUUACACAAAAUGCAGCAGUGGAUGCGUGUGCCAGGUCGCACAGGUGGCGGCGUGGAGUCGACCUUCUGAGAGGUUAUGAAGAUGCAGGUUUACAGCACGACGUUUUUGCGUGGACUCCAACCAUCAGUGCCUUUGGCAGACGCCGCAGAUGGAAGGAGGCCAUCUUACUGCUGGCGGAAGCUGCUUCCAGGAACCUAAGACCAACGGCGGUGACCAUAGCCGCUGCUGCUGCAGCAUUGGACAGAGGCUCCCAGGCCGAGGCGCUUCGGCUUGGAGCAGGAUCCUGCUGGGCAAUUGCUCUUGAACUGCUGUACACCACCUGGCACUGGCAACCCAGCGUCGAAGGUGCCAAUGCCGGUAUCAGCGCUUCCAGCCGCAUGGGCCUCUGGCGCACGGCGCUUGAUCUUGUGCAUCGUCUGCGCGUGAACCGCAUGAGGCCCAGUGAGGUGUCUUCGAAUGCAGCGGCCCACGCAAACACAGGGACGGGCAAGUGGAUUCAAGUCGUGACGUUGAUGAGCAGUCUUUCAGAAUCAUUGCUGCAGCCGAACGUGGUCAGCCUCGUAACGCUGUUGACCAGCAUGGCCAGAGGGGCCAGUUGGAGAAGGGCAUUGGCAGCAGCGGAAACUUUGGCAACCCGCGGCCUUCCAGCCAAUGCAGAGGCACAGAAUACGCUGCUGCUUGCGGUCAGUCGAGGAUCGAAUUGGGCUUUGGCAUUCUCUCGGUGGACUGCAUUCUGCACUGAUGUGGUGGGGACGAGUGCUACCAUGUCUGGAUUUGCCACCAGUGGGUUUUGGGAAGCGGCUCUCAAGUUACUCUGUGCAGCGAACGAAAGGAGACUCGAGGUCGACGACUUCGUCCUGAGCUCUGCGAACUGUGCUCUUUCCUCCACCGCGCGCUGGGAGUGGGCGCUGCGGCUUUUGCUUGCUGACUCGUCCGCUGGAUUCAGGGACAUGAAGCUGGACCUGGAGGCAACCGCCUGUGGGGCCUCUGCGAUGGCGUUGCAACGAAGCAGCAGCUGGGAAGAGGCACUCGGACUCUUAAACCAGCUGCAGCAUCGCAGCCAGGGUUUGACAUUGGCCACCUGCACAACAAUUGCGGAUGCUUGCAGCAGCAGAGAGAAGUGGAAAGAGGCGCUGCAGAUGUUGAAGGUUCUGAGCUCCUCACAGGCAGAGGCUGACGUGGUUUCGCUUGGACCAGCUCUUGAAGCAUCCGGAGCCGGGGGUCGCUGGCAGCUUGCUUUGCAACUACUUCAGCAGGCUUGCCUGGCAAACAUCGUGAUCAGUAAGAUUGCCCGUACCAUGGCUGUCACUGCGAUUGGACAGGCCUCCAAUCGCUGGAAAUGGGCGCUGCUGCUGUUGCAAGCACCCCUAGGCCCCGGUGUGCAGGCGGAUACAGUGGCACGGAACGCAGUGGUCUCGUCGCUAAGCUCCGGCAAUUGCUGGGUUGGAGCGACCCAGCUCCUUGACGAAGUGGCGCAGGGUGCAGAGGCCGGCCUUCUGCCGACCGGGUCAUUGCCCGGUUUUGCUGCCGCGAUAGCUGCAUGCACUGAGCAUGAACGAUGGAACCAGGCACUUGGUCUUCUGGAUGGUCUGACAAGCGGUGGACUGCUACCUGAUGUCGUAAGCUGCGGUUUGCUGCUGAUGGAGUGCGAGCAACAGGGCCUGAGAGCACGCGAGGUAGAGCUGCUGAGUCGACUGGCCGAUGACUUGCAGGUCUUCGAUGAGUCACCAUUCGCAAGCGAAGACAGAAAUGCUUGCCUGCUUGCCGUGCAUGCUCAUCAAGCAUGUCAGCAGUUCAUUGAAAUUCUUCUUGCAGGCCAUGACGCAGUUGAUGGCGCAAACAGACCGAAGCAUUUCACAAAGAAUGGAAGGUGCUCCGAACCAUCCUUCCCUGUAGUGCUGCAGGGUCUUGAAUGUGCUGCGUUCUAG
Messenger RNA from Symbiodinium sp. CCMP2592, 2985 nucleotides. The record is from the annotation of a GenBank genome assembly. NCBI's taxonomy places the organism in Eukaryota, Dinophyceae, Suessiales, Symbiodiniaceae.